UUUUCGUUUGUACUCUAUCGAAUCUAACUGAAAACAUUUCAAUCUUAAGGACGUUACGAAUAUUAACUUUCAAAUAGAUGUUGUGAGAUUUUUCUUCUCUUUGUAUGUAAACAUUUCGUGUUAUUAUUCUUAAACUUCAGAUGAGAUACAAUGUCACAAGACAGUAUCUAGUCUAACAAUGAUAUAAGUAAAGUUGCUAAAAUAUAGUUCGUUGAAGAAUAAGCGAAAUUAGACGAUAUUAAAUCAAUAUUAAAUUUUCUUUCGCGUUAUUUUUUCCGAGCACAAAGAUGAGCAACGAACGUGCCCGUGCAAUCUCGGUUACAAAUCAUUAUUUCAUGUUGGUCGAUGGAAUGAUUCCUGGUUUUGAGGAUCAUCUUGCAAAAAAUGUGGUGCUCAAGUGGUUUGGAAAAGAGAUCAAAGGGAAAGAAAAUGUAAUUGCUUUUAUUGCGUCUGAUAGAACAGAAUCCUUUCAUACGUUUCACGACAUUAUGCCAAUUUCGGAUAUCAUUAUUGAGCAGAGACAAUCGAAUCGGUCGAGAGAAUCUGUAGAUCAAAACGCUAAAUGUGAAACCCACACGAGCUAUUGUUCUCGUGAGACUGAAAUGUCAACGAACUAUGAAAACGCAAUAGAUUCUAAUCGGGAAAAUAAUGAAAAUGAUGCAACCUCCGUACUUAAAAAUGACUGUACAUUUAAUAUCGAGGAGCAUGCAUGCAAAUUGAAAAUAAUGACAGAUUGUGAUAACGUGAAUGUCAAUGAUAACAUAAAUGCAAAUAUUGACGCGAAUCAAAAUGAAAUUAAUGCAACUGCAAUCACUAAGAUGGAUGCUCAGAGUAAUGAUUUUAACAAGAACGAUCUCCGUAAUCUUUUCGAGCCCGAGAUUACAUCUCAGGCUAUCGUCGAGAAGAUACAGAACAUUAAUAGGGCAGAAUUGAAAGAGGAAAUGGCACCAACCGUCAGAGCCAUCAACAGAGAGUCUGAUCAAGGAGAUGAACCUGUUAUUGUUGAAGCUGAUACGACUAGGUACCUGGAGGCAAAUGGAACAAUAAAAUUUUUGCGAACAAAUAUACAAAAAGAUUUUCCAUUUUUGUAUUAUUCGUCAAAAUUGGCCCUUAAAAGGAAGAAUUGGAAACGAAAAUGCAAAUUACAAAUCGCCUAUUCGCUAUUAAUCGACAAUAAAUCUCCGAAAAUUGUCAAAAAGUGCAUGCAGGAAAAUAUUCCUCCCGCUAGUCAUUUAAAUCCUUCUACUGAAAAUACAUAUAAAAUGCAAAAAAAUAAAUUACCGAGUGUAGAGGAGAUUAUCCAAGUUAAUACUAAGAAAAUACGGAAUACCUAUUUGGACGAUUAUUUGACAUCUUUACCUUCCUCAGAAUAUCGUGAGAAGUUUUUAAAAGAUUUCGAAACCGAGAUGCAUAAGAAAUUCAACGUACAAUCUUGCGUGCGUUAUGUGGGAAAUAAAUUGAUUUUGGAUUAUCCGAAUAAAAAACCACCUCUUAAUGUUAUGUAUGAAAUUCACAUGAUUGUUUAUACAAAAGUUGAAUGAAAUGAAUAUAUUAUGCAAGAAAUAGCAGAUGCAGAAUGAAGCUAGUGCACAAAUUUACGCGAUUGAAUGACAUUUGUGUCUAUAACUAUAGUAUUGUCAAGCAAAGUAAUCAAUCGGAUACGCUUCGGCGAAUUUGUAUUCAUUACAAUAGAAAAGUAUAUCCUGUGUGAAUCAAAAUACCAUUUAAUUCUACAAAAUUCCCGAAAAGUUUAAGCUUGUAAAAAUUUAUAUAAUAUUUUUCGAAAGCUUAUUGCACUGUAUCGAAAGUAUGAGAAUGCAUACGAGCCACAUGAAUUUACAUGAUAAUCUCAGUGUACAUUGAUAACUGCGUGUUUGUGUAAACAAUAAAGCAAUCAAGGCAUACCGCCGUAACUUAAUUUGUGUUUCUGCUUAUUGUUAGAUGGAAAAUAUUGAUUUUAUCACGAUCACAGUGAUUUUAUUUGCAUCCCGAUAAACGAUUAUUUUCCUAUGAUAGUUGUUCAAUUAUGCAUAUGACUAUAUAUAUUGUGAAACACACAUAA
Molecule: messenger RNA, 2062 nt
Organism: Camponotus floridanus (Florida carpenter ant)
Lineage: Eukaryota; Metazoa; Arthropoda; Insecta; Hymenoptera; Formicidae
Exons: 3
Coding region: 288-1541 (417 amino acids)
Source: RefSeq, a predicted model, not a curated record